Molecule: messenger RNA, 2804 nt
Organism: Sinocyclocheilus anshuiensis
Lineage: Eukaryota; Metazoa; Chordata; Actinopteri; Cypriniformes; Cyprinidae
Product: splicing factor, suppressor of white-apricot homolog
Exons: 18
Coding region: 159-2804 (881 amino acids)
Biological process (GO): RNA processing; mRNA 5'-splice site recognition
Molecular function (GO): RNA binding
Source: RefSeq, a predicted model, not a curated record
UUCUUCAACACGCCAUAUUUGCUUCAGUGUGUGUUGAUAUGUGUUGGAGCAGAUGUUAGCCGACAUAUUUUAUUCCACUUUUCCCACCUUUAAAGAAAUGGUUAUACAUUUCUAGCAGUUUAUCGCUUAUUUCGCGUGUCUUGCGGAUAUUAUCAGGAAUGUACUGGCGAGGGGGAAGCAAGACGGACCAUAAUAAGGCGACUAAGGAGCAGAGCGACAGCAGCAAGUAUGCGGAGCUUCUGGUGUUCGGCUACGCCUGUAAGCUGUUCCGGGACGAUCAGAGGGCCAUCUACCACGACCAGGGCAAACACCUUAUCCCAUGGAUGGGGGAAAAGAACAUCAUGAUCGAUAGGUACGAUGGCCGCGGUCAUUUACACGAUCUUUCGGAAUAUGACGCAGGCUCGUGGAAUCACGAUUACCAGCUGUCCGAGGAGGAGGCGAGGAUAGAGGCUCUGUGUGAUGAGGAGAGGUACCUGGCCAUGCACACUGAUCUACUGGAGGAGGAGGCCAGGCAAGAGGAGGAGUAUAAAAGGCUGAGCGAAGCCUUGGCCGAUGAAGGCACCUAUAAUGCAGUGGCCUUCCGUUACAGCGCUGACUACUAUGACCCCUCCCAGCCCACUGAGGAAAAUGAGGCCAGCAAAGAAGCAGAUCAAGAGCAGCAGGAGGAAGAGAGUGAGGAGCCGUUUGUGGCACCCCCUGGCCUCCUCAUCCCUCCGGAUGUAGAGCUGCCUGCGACCACCAAGACGCAUGCUAUUAUUGAGCGCACCGCCAACUUUGUAUGCAAGCAGGGGGCCCAAUUUGAAAUUGUGCUGAAGGCAAAGCAGGCUGGGAACUCCCAGUUUGAUUUCCUGUGGUUCGACCACUACCUGAACCCUUACUACAAACAUAUUUUACGAGCUAUGAAGGAGGGCAGGUACACACCGGCAUCAGAGGGCAAACAGGACCAGCAACAAGAAUCAAAGUCAGACAAUUCUGACAAUGACGAUGAUGAUGAUGAUGGAGAUGGAAGCUACCUGCACCCGAGUUUGUUUGCAUCCAAGAAGAGCUCUCGUCUGGAGGAAAUAAUGAAGCCUCUGCAGGUCAUUGAUCCAGAUCACCCGUUGGCUGCGCUUGUUCGAAAAGCUCGACAGGAGAAUUAUGGCGCUGCAGCAAUGGCAACCAAAGCAGAGGAAGAGCAUCAGUCGUCGGCAGUAGCCACACAGGCAGAAUACACAUCUGACCCUAAUGUGGCAGCAAUGUACUAUGGGUACUGUAUGCUGCCUGAUGGAACAUACUGCCUUGCCCCGCCGCCUCCUGGGAUUGAUGCCAGCCCUUAUUACGCCUCGCUGCCCACUGGCAUGAUGCCGGCUCCUCCUGCAUCUGUUCCUCCUCCUCCCCCUGGCACUACACCUUCGUUGGAUCCUGUGGCUGCAAUCCCAUCAGCCCCUGCUGCAGGUUCAGUCACGGUGUCAGCUCCUGCGUCAGCUCCGCUCUCACUUUCUGCUCCGGCUGCCCCUCUAACUUCCAGUUCUCGACCUCCUCAAACCACCGUUGCACCCAUGGUGCCGGCGGCUGCCGCCCCUGUCGCAGCCAUCAUCCCUCCUCCUCCCGACAUCCAGCCUGUCAUUGACAAACUAGCUGAGUAUGUGGCCAGAAACGGAGUGAAAUUCGAGAGCAGCGUGCGUGCCAAGAAUGACCCGCGGUUUGACUUCCUGCAGUCCUGGCACCAGUACAACUCCUAUUAUGAGUUCAAAAAGCACUACUUCAUGCAGAAAGAAGUCCUGAGCAUGCAGGAGGGUUCGCUGCUUUACAACAGUGGGGGGGACAGCACAGCGAACUGCUCUUCUGACAAGCAGCAGAACGAGGGCAAGCUCAUUAAAGUGUCCUUUGCGCCAAUCUGCUUUGCUAUAAAAUCAAAAGAAAACGACCUUCUGCCUCUGGAGAAGAACCGUGUGCGACUGGAUGAUGACUCAGAUGAGGAUGGGAUGAAGGGGGAGGUGCAAGAGGGAGUGGAGUUGGCGAUAGGAUUGGUCGAAGCAGCCACCAGAGAGCCACCCCAACCUCAAUUGAAUGAGGAGAAGAAACCGGUACUGUCCCUGGAAGAGCUAGAGGCCAAACAAGCCAAACAGAAGCUGGAGGACCGGUUAGCAGCCGCAGCGAGAGAGAAACUGGCCCAGGCCUCCAAAGAGUCCAAAGAGAGGCAGCUUCAGGCUGAGCGCAAGAGGAAAGCCGCCCUCUUCCUGCAGACUCUGCGAGGGCCAGAGGCUGAGGUCAAGCAUACUGAGGAAACCGCUGCUGCGCCUGAGGUUUGCUGCAAACGCAGUUUCUCCUCCAGAAAGUUUGCUCCAUGGUGGCCACAGAGGGAGAACGAGAAAGGCAGAAGUGUGAGAGAGAAAGACGCCAUUAGGAAAAGCGUGAGAGAGUCUCAGUCUCGUUCCCCCAGCCGCAGAGACAGACGAGCUCGCUCUUCAGACAGAAAGCGUGAUGAGAGAGAGAAGGAGAGCUACGGCCCAAGCACCUACCGCCUUGGCAGCAACCCAGCACUGGGCAGGAAGCGUUCCAGAUCAAGUUCACCUCAUGAAAAGAAGAAAAAGAAGGGUUCAAAGUCAUCGCACCAAUUUAAGGGUUCCUCCUGUUCGCCCUCGGCAUCCCCUGACAGAGGCGGAGCCAUGGCCAGAGUCUCUGCAAGCCCCUCCCCUGCCACAAGCCCCGCCUCCAGCCUGGGGAGGUCCAGGGAUGGCUCUCAGGAGAAAGACAAGCAAGUGUCCUCCACUAUUGUCUCUUCGGUCCAAAGCAAAAUCACUCAGAGAAAUAUCAUCAAAUGA